Pleurotus ostreatus (oyster mushroom) is the source of this 393-nucleotide messenger RNA. RefSeq lists its product as uncharacterized. The transcript has a single exon. The record is from RefSeq and is a predicted model, not a curated record. Bases 1 to 393 code for a protein of 130 amino acids. NCBI's taxonomy places the organism in Eukaryota, Fungi, Basidiomycota, Agaricomycetes, Agaricales, Pleurotaceae.
AUGGUAAACAGCGACAGUGCCCCGAAAUCUCUGGCAGAUUUAGUCUUCGACCCCAAACACUACUCGAAGCUACUUGCUAGCAGUUCCAAGGACGGCCAACCGAGCCCACAGUCAAAGCCAACUGUGCAAGCCCAAUAUACUCCGCAGCCGAGUCGCCAGACUACACCAGGAAAUCCUCCCCCCGUUUCCAUUAGCGACUUGAUCCUGAAUGGUGUCACCUACGAUGCAAUUUUGGCAUCGAGCGUAAAGAAACUGUCUGUCGAGUCCCCGAUUGCAGACGCGACGUCGCCCAUGAAUUCUAAUUUCCCUCCCCCCAACACCCCUAUUGACGCAAGCCACCCAGUUCACCGAAGUAUGGAGCAGGUUGUGGAGGAAGCAAUGCGUCCGAACUAG